GUUGACCUCCAAAUCGACCUUUCAGAAGCUCGAUACUCCCUUUUCACGAUAUCAUCACGCUGUGACGCAGGCAACUCGGAUGGCACAGUGUGUACGGAUGGGCGUACCAUACUUGUAGGAUCUAGACAGGGACUACCAUUCUCUAAAUGUCUGAUGACGGUCAAAUCCCGAAACGGUCCACUUCGGCCAGUCCACUGCAGGUGCUGAACGUCCUGAUUGUGCGCUGCACCACCCACACCUCUCAAUAGGAACUUUGCGGAUCAAAGGACUCAACAAUGGUUCCACAGUUUUAUCCCGUAUAUAUUCAGCCGACCUCCUCUCGUGGCAGUCUAUCAGAGCUUUACAUUCUCCAAUCACCAGACUCGCUAUUUUUGAUCGCGCCAUAGACUCGUAUUGCAUCAUGUGUAAAUUUGUAGUCCCCAUUCGUACUUGCUCAAAGUGCCACCAAAAUGAACCGCUUUUCGACGAGAAGGAAAGGCGACUGUCGCAUGUCAAUGAAAAGAAUGAGGUACCGCAAUCAUCUAUGGUCGGAAGCCAUGUGGCUCAUUGCGUUCCCAACAGCGAAAGUCAACAUACAUGGUACCCCCCUCAAGACUGCUAUUCGCGGUGGUGUGUCUUCAGCAGUGAACACCCUAUCACUUGUAGCUCCUGUCGGAUCACUUGUAAACGAACACAUGGCAAAACACGCAAGAUUCGGGGUGGCUCACCUUCGUAUGUUUGCCAUAGCUGUAUCUCAUGCCCUCAGCGGCAUUGCCCAUGGCAAUUGCCUCGUGGCAUGGGCACCAGCGUGCUUCGUCUACGGGAGAUUGGUUGGUUUGCUGGGUUAAUAAGGUCUUCCGCAAAAUAACAUCCAGCACAUGGCGUUUGUAUACAUAUUUGGUACCCAUGGCGAAAUACUAUUACCAAAUCAUCACUUUCAGACUAACUUUUUUACUCGUCGGCGAUUGACCACUUGGCAGGGUUUGAGGGGCCAAUAACGUGCUACGCAUAUGGAUGUCCGCGGGUUCUCCGGUGGUAAGCCUGCCUUGAGAUUAUG
This is a messenger RNA of Suillus subalutaceus, 1036 nucleotides long. RefSeq lists its product as uncharacterized. The coding region runs from base 401 to 847 and encodes 148 amino acids. The record is from RefSeq and is a predicted model, not a curated record. Lineage: Eukaryota; Fungi; Basidiomycota; Agaricomycetes; Boletales; Suillaceae. The transcript has 3 exons.